AUGAUCUAUGUCAAUCAAUGUCAACGGUUUUUUGUCGGCGUCAAUUCUACAAAGUCGAGUUCUCAAAAAUGUGAUAUACUGUCCCCUGUUCUGUACAACUUUGUUUUCGAACCUUUGCUCCGCCUACCAGCCGCCGAUAGCUCUCUUCCAGGAUUUGGUCUAUCCACCGACGACCACACUGACCAGCCCUCACCACCACCAGUCAAAUACUUGGCUUACGCGGAUGACACUCUCAUAUUUCCUAAGUCACCUUCUGACCUUGGCACUUUACACAGACAUCUGGAUACUUAA
Messenger RNA from Phycomyces blakesleeanus NRRL 1555(-), 291 nucleotides. RefSeq lists its product as hypothetical. Bases 1 to 291 code for a protein of 96 amino acids. The record is from RefSeq and is a predicted model, not a curated record. Lineage: Eukaryota; Fungi; Mucoromycota; Mucoromycetes; Mucorales; Phycomycetaceae. The transcript has 2 exons.